AUGUCUAAAACAAAUAACUACCCGAAAAGUUCUACAAUUACAGUAAAAACAUCAAGUAAUAUAUUUACUUAUAAAAUUAUUCAAGAAGGAAUAUAUCCUAGUAAAGAGAUUCUUGUCUAUACAUCAAAACCAAAUCAGUAUAGAAUUCCUCAUAAUUAUAUAGUUGAAACAACUUAUGGAAGAGGCAAAUUACAAAGAACCAUAACAUACUCAAUUCAAUAUGAGAACAAUAUGCCAGUAUUUAAAAUUGAAUUUUUAUUUGGCAAUAGUACUGAAAUUGUUAUAUCAAAAAAAAGUGCAUCAGAUGCUGCAAAUAUUUAUAUUCAACGAUAUCAUAAAUUAGUUUCUAUUGAUAUAGAAAAAUUUACUGGUCAAAGACCUGAACAAAAAAAAACUAAACUCAAUGGAGUAUAUUACUUUGGGUUACAAGUAGAGCAAAUUAGCCAAAAUCGAGAUAAACAACAGAUGACAAAUAAGUGUAAACCAUUUAAAGAUCUUGGUAACUCAAUGCAAAUAAAAUGUAGUAAAAUAUUUAGAAAUCAAGUAUUAGAAUUGUUUAAAAAGCAAACAUUAGAAACAUUUAAUAAUAAUGAUAAUAUAUCUCUAGAAGAGUUAGUUUUUUCAGUAGAUUCAUACCGAUUUCGUAUUAAUUAUAAGGAGUCAAGUAGUUUUAAAAAUAGUGAAUUACGAAAACAGGCAGUUGUACGAGCAAUGGAUAUUGGUAGAGUAUCACGAAAUACAUAUAGAUUACUAGCUGCAAUUGCACAUGAUUUACCAAGAGAAUGA
Molecule: messenger RNA, 786 nt
Organism: Scutellospora calospora
Lineage: Eukaryota; Fungi; Glomeromycota; Glomeromycetes; Diversisporales; Gigasporaceae
Source: the annotation of a GenBank genome assembly